CGUACACAAUGCACUCGCUUUCCGUAUAAAGACUCGUUCUCACGCUACUUUCUCCUCAGCACACUCAUCAUCACGGCCCAUCAUGUCUUACUACGGCCACCCCUACGUUAUCCCCCAGGGCUACUACUACCCUCAACAGGCCGGUCGCCAGCCGCAGACGCCAGUCCCCGCCGCUUCGGCCAGCGCUGAGCAACUCGCACUCGAGGAACGCCAGGCCCUCGCCUAUCUCCAGAGCGUCCGUCGCCGCCGCGAGGCCGCCGAGGCCGCAAUGGCGCUCGAAGCCAAGGAGCGGCAGCGUGCGCAAGCUGAGCGCGAGGAGGCUCUUCGCGCCGCUGCUGAGCGCCACAACGCUCUCAUCCAGGCCGCCCGUCGUGAACGUGCCAUCCGCGAAGCACUUGAGCGCGAGCGCCAGCGUGAGGCCGCCUUCCAGCAGGCACUUCAGGCCCACCAGGCUCAGCAAGUCCAGGCCGCCAUCGAAGCCGAACGCCGCCGCCAGACCGCCGCCGCCGAGGCUUACGCCCGCGCCCUAGGCGAGCACCGUCAGCGCUCGCAGCGCAGCCUCCCGACUCAGGCUCCCCAGUGCCAGAUUGCCGCACCUUUUUCUCCUUCGCCCCUUGCCAAGGUUCAGCAGCCGGCCGCUUUCGCACCUCGGCCGGAAACGACUCUGCAGCCUCACGACGAGGUCGACCUCGACGGCAUCAACGCCCUUCUUGGUCAGCUGUUCGGCUUCAACCUGGCUACCGAGCCUACCGAGGAGCCGCCCGUCCCCAAGCCCAAGAAGGAAACCCCUCAGACCAAGGCUGAGCCCUCAAUGCCCGCCGAUGAGGCUAAGGCCGCCACUUCGCCCCCUCAGACCGCCCCCGCUACCGCCCAGCCCGCCGCUCGGAAGGACGACGCUGAGCUCCCUGAGGACUUGAACGAGCUUCUCAACCAGUUCCUUGGCCUCAACGUCGCCCCCGCCGCCGAGGGCGAGCGCAGCAAUCUCAAGGCUUCGCAGCAGCUUGUCGGCAACGCAGUGGAAGACCUCAACGCAUUCCUCGGACAGUACGGUCUUGAGUUUGUGCCCGAGUCCGAGUCCGAGUCGGACUCGGAGUACCAGACCCCCAAAACCUCCGUCGACACCCAGGACGAGCCGAAGGCCAAGAUUACCAAUGAGUCUGGCUGGGCGGUUCUGCCUGCCGAGAAUGACAAGAACGCCAAGUCUGCUGCACCGACUGUGACCCCGGCCAACACCGCACAGCCUACACCGCCCACUCAGCUCACGGCCGAGCGCGACGCCCCUGCCCCGCCCAAGGACAAGGAGGAGCGUCACCGCCAGGCUUCUCGCGAGCCCGACGAGGAGGCCCCCUUCACUUCGACUCUGAGCAGUUACCAGAACCUGCCGCCCUACCUUCGCGAUAUUCUCUCGCAGAUGGAGGCCGCCAUGUGUGAGGAGGACCAGUGCGAGUGCAACCCCGAGACGCGCACUCCUUGCGUCCACGGUCCGGAUGGCAUGCCUUGCGCCGCCCACCGCCAGCGUACCCGCCGCGAGCGCGCUCUCGCUAAAAAGCGCGCCGCUAAGGAGCGUCGGGAGCAGCGCCGCGCCAAGAAGUUCGCCACCGCCCAGGACGACAAGGACGCCGCCGGAAUUCCUCUCGGCGCCAGCCCCAACGACACUGUUGUCCACCACGACGUCUACGCCCAGGCCGCGGCCGCGGGGGCUGCUGUUGAGCACGAGGUUGCCGACGCAAAUGUGAGCGCACAGGAGGCCCGCGAGGAGGCCAUCCCUGAGAAUGAGCCGCAGUCGGUUGUCGACGAGCACCGCUCGGUGGCUGAACAGGCUGUCGCCGCGGGUACUUCGCAGCUCCAUGCCCCCCAUCCCACCACCGAGAGUCAGGAGAAGAUCGACGCUCGGGAAGAGCAGCAGGAGGCCAUCCCCUCAGAGGCAUCAAAGACCGACAUUGCGGCCCACCGCGAGAUCGCCGAAGAGGUCGCAGCCAAGCCUCACUCUGAGCUGCGCGCUGACGCGCCCGCCUUCCAGUCCAAGUCCGACAAGAAGACGAAGGACGCGCAGCCCUCCUCUCCCGAGGCCGAGGAGUCUGUCCAGAAGUUGAACGCGAUCUCGCAGCAGCUCAAGGCGACGUGCGCGAAGUUCAAGUUCCCCCGCACACUCUCGUUCUCGCCAUCCCUUGCCGACGCUACCCAACCUCCGCUCCUGUACACGCGUAACAACCACGCAUACCACGCUCAGGCACACAGUCUCAUGCAGCUCCUGCUCGCCGUUGACGGCGUGCAGAGCCACGGCGACAAGGCCGUGCGGAACCGUCGUAAGGCCGUCGUCAAGGAGAUCGAGGGCGCGCUCAACGACCUGGAGAAAGGUCGCGACGCCAAGUGGGCCGAGGUCAAGGCCCGUCGUGAGCGGGGCGAAAGUGACGAUGAUGAUGACGAUUGGAUCCUCACGGGUGACACGACGGACGCCACCAGCGACCUUGACGCAUAGUGCCUAGGCUGAAGAAAAAAUCACAACAAACGCCGUAUCAUGUGUAGUAUCUAGACUCCUUUCUCCAUUCCGCAUAGUGUCACAACAACAGCAAACCCACAUGCAGCUUUGUACAUGUUUUUGA
This is a messenger RNA of Cutaneotrichosporon oleaginosum, 2603 nucleotides long. RefSeq lists its product as uncharacterized. The record is from RefSeq and is a predicted model, not a curated record. Lineage: Eukaryota; Fungi; Basidiomycota; Tremellomycetes; Trichosporonales; Trichosporonaceae. Gene Ontology annotation, molecular function: protein-folding chaperone binding.